This is a messenger RNA of Xenopus tropicalis (tropical clawed frog), 14809 nucleotides long. It is a transcript of the gene nf1, whose product is annotated as neurofibromin 1. NCBI's taxonomy places the organism in Eukaryota, Metazoa, Chordata, Amphibia, Anura, Pipidae. The record is from RefSeq and is a predicted model, not a curated record. Gene Ontology annotation, cellular component: plasma membrane; cytoplasm; nucleolus. The coding region runs from base 257 to 8614 and encodes 2785 amino acids. Gene Ontology annotation, biological process: regulation of developmental process. Gene Ontology annotation, molecular function: GTPase activator activity. The transcript has 57 exons.
GCGCAGUGAUCGCACUUCCGGUCUGGUGUCAUGGCGUCUUUGCACUGAUGGCCGAGAGGGGAGCGCGAUAGCGGGGAAGUGGAGAGGUGGGGGGCGGCGGGAGGUGGCGGCGGAGGAGGCGGUGGUGGUGGAGGGGGGAAGCGGUGGAGGUGGAAGAUAAUUCAUUUGCUAUUACUGUCAUUUUCAUCAUCGGCACCUUUCCGGCGGCCUGUGAUACCCGGGAGGAGGGGGCGAGGGGCCACCCCAAGCCGGGGCGAUGGCGGCUCACAAGCCAGUGGAGUGGGUGCAGGCGGUGGUAAACCGGUUCGAUGAGCAGCUUCCAAUUAAAGCGAGUCAGCAGAAUACCCACACCAAAGUCAGCAUGGAGCACAACAAAGAGUGUCUCAUAAACAUUUCAAAGUACAAAUUUUCUCUGGUCAUAAGUGGACUUACGAACAUCUUAAAAAAUGUAAACCACAUGAGGAUAUCUGGAGAGACUUCAGAAAAAAAUUUAUAUUUAUCUCAGUUGAUUAUUUUGGAUACACUGGAUAAAUGUCUUGCAGGGCAACCAAAGGAUUCUAUGCGGUUAGAUGAAACAAUGCUGGUUAAACAGUUACUGCCAGAGAUCUGCCAUUUUAUUCACACAUACAGAGAAGGCAAUCAGUAUGCAGCCGAACUCCGAAUGUCUGCUUCGGGGGUACUGUUCUCACUUAGCUGUAAUAACUUUAAUGCCGUCUUCAGCCGUAUUUCUACAAGGCUUCAGGAACUGACAGUUUGCUCAGAGGACAAUGCUGAUGUUCACGAUAUAGACUUGAUACAAUAUAUCAAUGUGGACUGUUCAAAACUUAAACGACUUUUACAGGAAACAGUCUUUAAAUUUAAGUCUCUGAAGAAAGUUGCUCAGUUGGCAGUUAUUAACAGUCUCGAAAAGGCCUUUUGGAAUUGGGUUGAAAAUUAUCCAGAUGAAUUUACAAAGUUGUACCAACGACCACAGACUGAUAUGGCAGACUGUGCAGAAAAGCUUUUUGACUUGGUGGACAGCUUUGCCGAGAGCAACAAGCGCAAAGCAGCAGUCUGGCCACUGCAGAUAAUUUUGUUGGUUCUGUGUCCUGAAAUUAUUCAGGAUAUUUCCAAGGAUGUUGUAGAAGAAAGUAAAAUGAACAAGAAACUAUUCCUUGAAAACCUCAGAAAAGCUUUAGCUGGACAUGGAGGAACAAAGUCACUCACAGAAACUGCAGCCAUUGCUAGUGUCAAACUGUGCAAAGCCUCGACAUACAUCAACUGGGAAGAUAAUUCUGUCAUAUUUCACCUUGUGCAGUCUUUAGUCAUUGACUUAAAGAAUUUGCUGUUUAAUCCAAGCAAACCUUUCUCCAGAGGAGCAGUGAGCCAGAAUGCUGAUUUGGAUCUUAUGAUUGACUGCCUGGUUUCUUGUUUUCGAAUCAACCCUCACAACAACCAGCACUUUAAAACCUGUUUGGCGCAGUCAUCACCAACAACAUUUCAUUAUGUGCUUGUAAAUUCCCUGCAUAGAAUAAUUACAAAUUCUGCAUUGGAUUGGUGGCCUAAGAUUGAUGCUGUGUAUUGCUACUCAGGAGAACUGCGCAGCAUGUUUUCUGAAACUCUCAAACUUGUUAUGCAGCAGACAGCAAGCCGCCUGACGCCGAGUCUAACUUUUAAGGAAAAAAUGCCAUACCUGAAAUUUAAGGACAGGUUAGCUGACCCAGAAACCAAGAGUUACAAGUACUUGCUGCUGUCUGUGGUAAAGCUCAUUCAUGGAGAUCCAAAGCUGCUCUUAUAUAAUCCUGGAAAAGCAGUUUCUGAUACACAAAGCAGUACUGCAGAAUUAAUUAAUGGACUGGUACAGCUGGUGCCUCAGUCAAAUAUGCCAGAAAUUGCACAGGAAGCUAUGGAGGCUCUGUUGGUUCUUCAUCAGUCAGACAGCAUUGAGCUUUGGAAUCCAGAGGCUCCAAUAGAAACAUUCUGGGAAAUAAGCUCCCAAAUGCUUUAUUCCAUCUGUACCAAGCUAACUGGUCACCAGUUGCUUAACAGCACAGAAAUUUUAAAAUGGCUGCGAGAAAUCCUGAUAUGUAGGAAUAAAUUUCUUCUUAAAUAUAAGGAAAGUGCUGCUGCGGGAAGUGGAAUCCCAAUAUGCCGUCAAGCCCAGACAAAAUUAGAAGUUGCACUUUACAUGUUCCUCUGGAGUCCUGACACUGAGGCAGUUCUUGUUGCAAUGUCCUGUUUUCGAAGUUUGUGUGAAGAGGCAGACAUCCGGUGUGGGGUUGAUGAAGUAUCUGUUCAUAAUUUUUUGCCAAAUUACAACACAUUUAUGGAGUUUGCAUCAGUAAGCAACAUGGUGUCGACUGGGAGAGCAGCUCUGCAGAAGCGAGUUAUGGCCUUAUUAAGAAGAAUAGAACACCCUACUGCAGGAAACACGGAGGCUUGGGAAGAUACACAUGCAAAAUGGGAUCAUGCCACAAGACUGAUUCUAAACUACCCCAAAACUAAAUUGGAGGAUGGGCAGGCCCCAGAAAGCCUUCAUAAAACAAUUGUGAAAAGGAGAAUGUCUCAUGUAAGUGGAGGGGGAUCUAUAGACCUGUCUGACACAGAUUGUCUGCAGGAAUGGAUCAACAUGACUGGUUUCCUUUCUGCUCUUGGAGGAGUCUGCCUUCAACAUCGAGGCAAUGCUGGACUAGUUACUUACAGUCCACCCAUGGGUCCAGUUAAUGAACGCAAAGGUUCUGUAAUAUCAAUGGUUUCCACUGAAGGAAAUGCAGAAACGCCUGUCAGCAAAUUUCUUGAUCGCUUACUGUCUCUGAUGGUGUGCAACCAUGAAAAAGUGGGGAUACAAAUUCGAAAUAACAUUAAGGAUUUAGUUGGUUUGGAGUUAAGCCCGGCUCUCUAUCCAAUGUUAUUUAAUAAAAUGAAGAACAACAUAAGCAAAUUUUUUGACUCUCAAGGACAGGUUCUCCUAACGGAUACAAACACCCAGUUUGUCGAGCAGACAAUUACCAUACUGAAGAACUUGCUUGAUAAUCACACAGAAGGCAGUUCAGAGCAUUUGGGCCAAGCAAGUCUUGAAACAAUGAUGCUAAAUUUAGUAAGGUACGUCCGGGUGCUAGGCAACUUGGUCCAUGCCAUCCAGAUUAAAACAAAGCUCUGUCAGUUGGUGGAAGUUAUGAUGGAAAGAAGAGAUGACCUCUCAUUCUGUCAAGAGAUGAAAUUUAGGAACAAAAUGGUGGAGUACUUAACUGACUGGGUAAUGGGAACAUCCAAUCAGGCAGCGGAUGAAGAUGUAAAAUGCCUGACAAGAGACUUAGAUCAGGCCAGCAUGGAAGCAGUUGUAUCCCUACUCGCAGGUCUGCCUCUGCAGCCAGAGGAAGGGGAUGGGGUGGAGUUAAUGGAGGCAAAAUCUCAGCUUUUCCUGAAGUACUUCACGUUGUUCAUGAACUUGUUAAAUGACUGCAGCGAGGCUGAAGAUGAUGGAACCCAGACCGGUGGUCGAAAAAGGGGGAUGUCUAGGAGACUGGCUUCCUUAAGGCACUGUACUGUCCUGGCCAUGUCUAAUUUGCUUAAUGCUAAUGUGGAUAGUGGCCUUAUGCAUUCAAUAGGGCUUGGCUAUCACAAGGAUCUGCAGACAAGAGCGACAUUUAUGGAGGUUCUAACAAAAAUACUACAGCAAGGAACAGAAUUUGAUACACUUGCUGAAACUGUUCUGGCUGAUCGUUUUGAAAGACUAGUAGAAUUGGUGACCAUGAUGGGAGAUCAAGGCGAAUUACCUAUUGCAAUGGCUUUAGCCAAUGUUGUUCCAUGCUCACAGUGGGAUGAGCUUGCUCGAGUUCUUGUGACACUUUUCGAUUCUCGUCACCUACUCUACCAGCUUUUAUGGAAUAUGUUUUCUAAGGAAGUUGAACUGGCAGAUUCCAUGCAGACACUGUUCAGAGGAAACAGCUUGGCUAGUAAAAUAAUGACAUUUUGCUUUAAGGUCUAUGGUGCCACAUAUCUACAAAAGCUUCUGGAACCUUUACUAAGGACUUUCAUUACAUCACCUGAGUGGCAAUAUGUCAGUUUUGAGGUUGACUCAACAAGGCUUGAGGGAAAUGAACUCUUGGAAGAAAAUCAACGUCGCCUCCUACAGAUGACUGAGAAAUUCUUUCAUGCCAUUAUUAACUCCACAAAUGAGUUCCCAACACAGCUUCGUAGUGUGUGCCAUUGUCUGUACCAGGCAACUUGCCACUCCCUACUGAGUAAAGCUACCGUAAAAGAAAAAAAGGAAAACAAAAAAUCAGUUGUGAGUCAGAGAUUUCCACAAAAUAGCAUUGGUGCAGUGGGAAGUGCAAUGUUCCUCAGGUUCAUAAAUCCAGCCAUUGUGUCACCAUACGAAGCUGGAAUCUUAGAUAAGAAGCCACCACCACGGCUUGAGCGUGGUUUGAAGUUAAUGUCAAAGAUUUUACAAAGCAUUGCUAAUCAUGUUCUGUUCACUAAAGAGGAACACAUGCGUCCUUUUAAUGAAUUUGUCAAAAGUAACUUUGAUGCUGCCAGGAGGUUCUUCUUUGACAUAGCCAACAAUUGCCCUCCUAGCGACACGGUAAAUCACAGCCUCUCGUUUAUAACUGAUGGGAAUGUACUCGCCUUACAUCGGUUGCUCUGGAACAACCAGGAAAAGAUUGGACAGUAUCUAUCCAGUAACAGGGACCACAAAGCUGUAGGAAGAAGACCUUUUGACAAAAUGGCAACUCUUCUUGCGUACCUUGGACCUCCCGAACACAAACCUGUAGCUGAUACACAUUGGUCAAGUCUUAACUUAACAAGCUCCAAGUUUGAAGAGUUUAUGACAAGGCAUCAGGUACAUGAAAAAGAAGAAUUUAAAGCAUUAAAAACCCUAAAUAUAUUUUACCAAGCAGGGACAUCAAGAGCUGGUAAUCCAGUUUUCUACUAUAUUGCUAGAAGGUUCAAGACUGGUCAGAUCAAUGGUGACUUACUGAUUUACCACGUCUUGUUGACUCUAAAGCCAUACUAUGCCAAGCCAUAUGAAAUAGUGGUAGAUCUCACCCAUGCUGGGCCCAGCAAUCGCUUCAAGACAGACUUCCUUUCCAAAUGGUUUGUGGUCUUUCCUGGUUUCGCUUAUGAAAAUGUGACUGCAGUUUAUAUUUACAACUGCAACUCUUGGGUCAGGGAAUACACUAAAUACCAUGAAAGGCUGUUAACCGGCCUAAAAGGCAGCAAAAGGCUAAUUUUCAUUGAUCCAUCUGGAAAGUUAACAGAGUAUAUUGAACAUGAACAGCAAAAACUCCCAGCAGCCACAUUGGCAUUGGAAGAAGACCUAAAGUUGUUCCAUAAUGCACUCAAAUUAGCCCACAAAGAUACCAAGGUCUCCAUAAAAGUUGGUUCUACAGCUGUUCAGGUAACGUCAGCAGAGAGAACUCGAGUCCUCGGGCAGUCAGUCUUUUUGAAUGACAUUUAUUACGCAUCUGAGAUUGAGGAGAUUUGUUUGGUGGAUGAAAACCAGUUUACUUUAACUAUCGCCAACCAAGGAACCCCUCUCACUUUCAUGCACCAGGAGUGUGAAGCCAUCGUCCAAUCUAUCAUUCACAUACGGACUCGAUGGGAACUGUCACAACCAGAUUCCAUUCCUCAGCACACUAAAAUCCGUCCAAAGGAUGUACCCGGAACACUACUAAAUAUUGCUUUAUUAAAUCUGGGAAGUUCAGACCCAAGUCUACGGUCUGCUGCAUAUAACCUUCUGUGUGCCUUAACAUGUACCUUUAAUUUAAAGAUUGAAGGGCAGUUACUAGAGACUUCGGGUCUGUGCAUUCCUGCCAACAAUACUCUCUUCAUAGUUUCCAUUAGUAAGACACUGGCAGCUAAUGAGCCACAUCUCACUCUUGAGUUUUUAGAAGAGUGCAUCUCUGGCUUCAGCAAAUCCAGUAUCGAACUGAAGCAUCUGUGUCUUGAAUACAUGACGCCUUGGCUGCUAAACCUUGUUCGGUUCUGUAAACUAACAGAUGAUGCUAAACGUCAGCGUGUUAGUGCUAUUUUGGACAAACUUAUAACCAUGACUAUAAAUGAGAAACAAAUGUAUCCAUCCAUACAAGCGAAAAUAUGGGGCAGUCUUGGCCAGAUCACUGAUCUCCUUGAUGUUGUCCUGGACAGCUUUAUCAAAACCAGUGCAACGGGUGGCUUGGGUUCCAUUAAGGCUGAGGUUAUGGCCGAUACAGCUGUUGCGCUUGCUUCGGGCAAUGUGAAACUGGUUUCAAGCAAGGUUAUUGGGAGAAUGUGUAAAAUAAUAGAUAAGACCUGCCUCUCCCCAACACCCACCCUUGAGCAGCAUCUUAUGUGGGAUGACAUUGCCAUUCUUGCCCGGUACAUGCUGAUGCUGUCUUUUAACAACUCUUUGGAUGUGGCCGCCCAUCUUCCCUACCUCUUCCAUGUUGUCACUCUGUUAGUGGCAACUGGCCCGCUGUCUCUUCGAGCUUCCACCCAUGGGCUUGUCAUCAAUAUCAUUCACUCCUUGUGCACUUGCUCUCAGCUGAAUUUCAGUGAGGAAACUAAACAGGUAUUAAGGCUAAGCCUGACUGAAUUCUCACUGCCCAAGUUUUACCUGUUGUUUGGAAUAAGCAAGGUUAAAUCUGCAGCUGUGAUAGCCUUCAGAUCGAGUUAUCGGGAUCGAUCAUUCUCACCUGGCUCUUAUGAGAGGGAAACAUUUGCUUUGACCUCAUUGGAAACUGUUACAGAAGCCUUAUUGGAAAUUAUGGAGGCUUGCAUGAGAGAUAUCCCAACUUGCAAGUGGCUGGACCAGUGGACAGAACUAGCUCAGAAGUUUGCCUUUCAGUAUAACCCAUCACUACAGCCACGAGCUCUUGUAGUUUUUGGGUGCAUUAGCAAACGGGUUUCUCAUGGCCAAAUCAAACAGAUCAUACGAAUACUUAGCAAGGGGCUUGAAAGCUGCUUGAAAGGUCCUGACAAUUACAACAGCCAAGUUUUAAUUGAAGCCACCGUGAUAGCACUAACGAAACUGCAGCCUCUCCUGAAUAAGGACUCUCCAAUGCACAAAGCUCUCUUCUGGGUGGCUAUGGCAGUAUUGCAGCUGGAUGAAGUUAAUCUCUACUCAGCAGGAACAGCUCUCCUUGAACAAAAUUUGCACACUUUAGAUAGCCUUAGAGUGUUCAAUGACAAAAGUCCAGAAGAAGUUUUUAUGGAAAUAAGAAAUCCAUUGGAGGAAUGGCAUUGUAAACAAAUGGACCAUUUUGUUGGGCUCAACUUUAACUCUAAUUUUAAUUUUGCACUAGUCGGACAUUUACUCAAAGGUUAUCGACACCCAUCUCCUACAACUGUGGCAAGGACAAUACGAAUUCUUCACACCCUCUUAGCACUUGUCAACAAACACAGAAAUUGUGAUAAGUUUGAAGUGAACACUGAGAGUGUUGCAUACCUGGCAGCUUUGCUCACUGUUUCUGAAGAGGUGAGGAGCCGAUGCAGCCUGAAACACAGAAAAUCUCUUUUACUGACAGAUGUUUCAAUGGAGAAUGUUCCUAUGGAUACAUAUCCAGUGCAUCAUAAUGACCCCACAUGCAGAACAUUGAAGGAAAACCAGCCCUGGUCAUCACCACAAGCAUCUGGUAUGCACCUAGCUGCUAGCUACCCAACAGUGGGGCAGGUUAGCCCACGAACCAGGAAGUCCAUGAGCCUCGACAUGGGGCAACCAUCACAAGCAAACACUAAAAAGCUUCUUGGCACAAGGAAAAGCUUUGACCACUUGAUAUCUGACACUAAGGCUCCUAAAAGACAGGAGAUGGAGUCUGGCAUCACUACACCACCUAAGAUGAGGAGAGUUGCAGAGCAUGAUUAUGAUAUUGACACACCAAGAAUAUCAUCCCCGCAACAGCACCCUCACCUCCGGAAAGUAUCUGUGUCUGAGUCCACUGUACUUUUGGAUGAGGAGGUCCUGACGGAUCCAAAAACUCAAGCUUUGCUCCUCACUGUUCUUGCUACACUUGUAAAAUACACUACAGAUGAGUUUGAUCAACGCAUCCUGUAUGAGUAUUUAGCAGAAGCCAGUGUGGUUUUUCCUAAAGUAUUCCCUGUGGUACAUAAUUUGUUGGAUUCUAAGAUAAGCACACUUCUAUCUCUGUGCCAAGACCCAAAUUUAUUAAAUCCAAUUCAUGGGAUUGUUCAGAGUGUGGUGUACCAUGAAGAGUCCCCUCCACAGUAUCAGCCAUCAUAUUUACAAAGUUUUGGUUUUAAUGGUUUGUGGAGGUUUGCUGGACCUUUCUCCAAGCAAACGCAAAUCCCUGACUACGCAGAGCUGAUAGUAAAAUUUCUUGAUGCCUUGAUUGAUAAAUAUUUGCCAGUAAUUGAUGAAGAAGCCAGUGAAGAAUCUCUCCUGACUCCUACGUCUCCUUACCCUCCUGCUGUGCAGAGUCAAUUGAGUAUUACUGCUAACCUUAAUCUUUCCAACUCAAUGACCUCCCUUGCAACUUCCCAGCAUUCCCCAGGCAUCGACAAGGAGAACGUGGAACUGUCUCCCACCACAGGCCAUUCAAACAGCAGUAGAACACGCCACGGUUCAGCAAGCCAAGUGCAAAAGCAGAGAAGUGCUGGCAGCUUCAAACGUCACAGCAUUAAAAAGAUUGUGUGAUUUAUUUUUUUUAUUAAUUACCCUUUUUAUUUAUUUUACAGUUCCUUUUCUAAAACUGACUUAACUAGACAGGAGGCUCACCGGUGGCCCCAUGCACAUUAUGAUGCUGCACUUAAUUUUUUUUAACGUUCCCAUGCAGUCAGCCAUGUUGCCAGAAGAUCAACGCUUUGAAAGCACUGCUUGAACUCAGCACCAUUUGGUUACUUAACUGUUUCUCUCGAUAUUCUUUUUUAACAUACUGUGUGAGGUAACAAUGGUCACAAGUGGAUAAGCAGUUGGUGAAUUCACAAUGAAGGAUCUCGGAUGUCUAAAAGAAAAAAGGUGGCCUUGCCUUUUAUUGCAUUGUCUGAACAUAAGUGGCAUUUUCAUGGAAGAACUGCCCUUUUCUCACCUGUGUCUUUUUUUUUUUAUAUAGUUGUUUGUGGCAUAUUGUUUCUGUUUUGCAUUUAAAUGCUAAUUCUUUCUUGUGGCUUUGGUGGCAAAAGGAUCACUUCCAGAUUUCACUACCCCCCUUUUUAAAUUUUUAGCUGUGGAUUUUUUUUUACCUCUAUGCUUCCUGUUUGGUCUAACCAGAAUAAGUCUUAUUGAUGGUACCUCAUUAGGCAAAGAUGGGUUCAUGAUAUUCAUGUUUCACAAAGAUUUGUGGGUACUUGCAAGAAAUCAAAUUAAAUCAUUCUAUUUUUAUUUUAGAAACAUAUAUAUUCUAAAUUCCUGAACAGAAUAGUUUUUUCUUAUCCCAUUUAAACCUUUUGGCCUGUUACUUUCUCCUAAAUACAAGAAGGAGAAUUUUGUUGUUCUGCACUGGUUACCAAAGGCACUAUGUCUUCUGGCAUAAUUGAAUUUCAAACCUUAGUAUGUUUGCCACAAACUGUAUGUAGACUGUAGUUAUAAUUUAAAGUGAAUAGCCAUUGCCCAGAAGGGGUAAAAGGGCCCAAACUGUUUCUUCCUGAUAUCGAAACAGCAAAAUAUCCUUUUGAACACUUAAGCUAGGUUUGCAGACAAGACAAGUCCAUGGGUGUGUUUUAGUCCAUAGCCUGGCAGCAAAAGAAGCUCUUGUACAAGCCUAGUGCCUGCAAGAAUAAUCUAUAUACAUUAAGUGCAAUGCUGAAUGUUCUUGAAGUCAGCACUUGGGAGACUUGAUGAAACGGUACAGUAUUAAUGAAUUGUCAUUGUCGGUCUUGGCACUAAUGGUCCAUUGUGAACAAUAUAAACCUCCCUCUUUACAUGACUGUGGUUCACUGCACCAUACAGGUAUGAGAUCUACUCUCCAUAAACCUCUGAAAUAAGGCAUUGCUGUUUCCCACAGUGUCCUGUUUAAGCAUUUUGGACUGAUUAGCAAAUUACAGAAACACCCCUUAUCCAGAAAUCUCAGUGACCCAGUUGUUCUGAACAACAGAAUCUUGCUUUGCUGCAAGCUCUAUUAUAUUAAAGGUGGGAUAUUAAGGCUUUAUUAUGGAUUCUAAACAAAAUACCCUUUGAAUUUAGUGAAAAACGUCUCUGUAAUUAUUGUAGGAAAUUGUAAAUGUAAUUGUUAAAUAGCAGUAAUAAACUCUCCCAGGGUAAAUCCAGUGGGUGUUUUCUUUACAUUUAAAGGAACAGCAAACAAAAUACUGUGGAUAAAUGAGAAUGAGAGAGCCAAAAAUAAACCCUGUAAUAAACAGCACCCACAACCCACACAAUAACUUUUGUGGCUGUCAAAGGCAAAUGACCCAUAUUGAUCCUCAGGAUUUGUAUUCCUUUGUACCCUUACUAUAAUAAGCUAAUUAGGUAACAGGAAGGCUUUUUUUUGUUCUGACCUGCAAAGAAUCGAUGGCUGUCAGUCAUUUUAUUCUUUUUUUAUAGAGCGCACAAAAUGCUGCAAAUAGUACCCCUUAUUUCUUGUUGAAAAGUUAGCUUUAAGACAGUAAACCUUUCCAUAUUUGGUUCUUGUUAGAUACAUAUUUAUAUAAUUAACCUGCUUUAACAAAAACAUAGAUUUCUUAUAAUUAACAAAAGGCAAAAAGUAAUGGUAUACUAUCCCUUUAAUUUAUGCACAGGCAGAUUAAAGCUGCCAAUUUGAGUCCUUUAGACCAGUUUGCCAGCUUAUUUUCCCUUGUAUGGGGACCUCCGAUGGGCCUUCUCAAUCAAUAUCUGGCUGAAAAAUCAACCAGGUGUCCAUUGGACAGGUUUGAUUUUCCAGUCGGAUCGGGAAACAGCAUCAGCACAUUGAUGCAGUCCUUGGUCCGACACCUCCUAUAUCUCUUUUUGUAUUUUGAUAGUUUAGCCCUAGGGCCAAACAUUCAAAUUAGCCUGAUAGGGAAAAGAUUUUCUUGUUUAGCAUUUGGUCUUUACCAUUAUGUUGGGUUAUACAGUCAGCUCUGGACCUUUCCUUCAGCCUUUUAGUCACCCUCUUUAUUCCUCCCAACUAUGGUACUUCCUUUAUAGAAGCAGCAAAGUGUCCAAAUGAGGGGCUUUCUCCUUCCAUACAUGUUUAUUGGAGGGGUUCAGUAAGUACAUUGGAACUAUUCCAUCACAGUGAAGUCAAGUAUUAACACACACACCCAGUCUGUAGUAGUACUGUAGGAAAUACCUUGUCAAAUUAUGAUUUUGCUAAUUCCUGAAAUGCUUAAGACCAAAACAGGUUUGGAACAAAAAUAAAAAUAGUGAUAAUUAAAGUAAAUGAAACAAUAAUAAAAGUAAAUGAAACUCCACAGCUAAAGCAAAGUAAUGGAACACAUACACUCCCGUAUUUCAUUAUUCAAGCACAUACUCAACAUGAAAUCACAGAAUUAAUCAUGAUAUUUCAGGUGUAAAUAGACAUUUCUUUGGGGUGUUAGCAGUUUAUUUUUAUUUUUUUUUGUUUACAGUCCUGGAAAAACUAUGGACAGAAUCUAUUAUGCAAAUAGUUUGACAAAAUAAACACGUGCUGGUUCAGUUACCUUGCAGUAGCUGGCAGAGAUGAAAGACAGAUGAUUAAAGGGAAACUAUUGUGAAACAAUCUUUUCUAUGUAUUUGUAAAUCUUGUGUAUCAUUGUAUCAUCCAAUAGUACAGGAGUAUUAUGUAUAUGUACAUAUAUACACACUCUUACAUCCCCCCACCCCCCAUAUCAUUGACAUUAUUCUCAGUUGUAUGUAUUUCUUUCCCUGAAAAGAAACUGAGCUAAUAUUCUACAGAAGGCUUUGUGAAGUUCCAACCAUUAUUAAAUACUAAUACAUGAUAAGGCUUUUAAAGUAAGGUGGGAAAGUACUCUUAAAAGUCAAAAUUCCAUUCAUGAAUUGUAAAAAAAAAAAAAAAAUUUAAAUGGAGAAAUUCAUAAAGUUUACGAUAGUUUUCCUUUGUAUGAAGCCAGUUUUUUGGCUUUGACGUCGGUAAUAUUAUUACACUACAUGCUUGGCUGUCAUUCAAAAUAAACCCUUUAAUAUUAGCGUGACCAGACUGAAAAGUGUGACUACCCACCUUAUUUUGUGCACAGAACAUUCCCUUUGGGAGUUGCCAUUGCUCACCUCAGCAGAGCCAUUCUCCAUAGACCUUAUAAGAACAGGCUCAUUGGCACAGAAAAGGUGAUCUCUAUCAGGAAUGCCCUUGCUGAAAUGAGAAGUGUGACAGCUCUUACUGAUGUGUCGAUGCAAUAGGCAGUAUGAUAAUUCCACUGUCCACAUUGGGCCAUGCCCCCCCCCCCUCCCAUUGUACAUUACAUUUGCACAUUUGGUAUAUUUUCUACAUAACUCAGCAGCUGAAUACUAAAUAGCUUGGCUUCAUUCAUCAUGUACAUCAGAGCUAAAGGUCGACAUCUAUCUAACAGGACUAAAGGUGGCGUGGGAGACGAGGCGACCGAUAUUGGUAAAAGUCUUGAAUAUUGGUUGCCUUGUUGAUUGGACAGGACUGAAAAUUUUGAUCGGGCGCCUUUUGAAGGUGCUGAACAUCAGAACGUUAAUACUGAAUCCUCAAAUAGGGGGUAAAGAAUUCCUUUGUUUUUACCAACAUAUCAGACAAUUCAGCUCUUUAGCAGAGUGGACGAUUGUUUUUUCCUACCAUCAAUGGUUGUGGGAAACAUCGUAAUUGUAGCAUGUAUGGUCACCUUAACUUAAUAUUGUUUGCUUCAGUGCAGUUAUGGUUGGGCUUCAAGAUUCAAUUGAAGUCUGCUAGUUUGCCAUGCCCCUAUUAGUUAACAAGGUGUUAAUCCAAAAUUUCACUUUAAUUUGCAUUCAGGCUGGGUUUCCAGUAGUACUUGGCACAUUGGCAUUCUUCAGAGAUAUCAAUCUGACUUUGACACUGCACCCCCAUGCAAGCCACUGUUUGAAGUCUACCCCAGGGGAAGCAGCCAAUGCAGCUUUAUGUAUCCUAGGAAAUCUAGCACAUGUGAUCUAAAGAAUUGUUGUAAAGUAAUGCUGAAAAUGUUGCAGAAUUCUGCCCCUACCUUUGUAAUGAAGGGUUCGGUGAACUUUCCAGAAGGCUGAAUUGUUCCAGCAGAUAAUUACUGUCAUUAGAUAGGUGUUAUAGUGAUAGGUUGGCAUGAUAUUUUAGAAGUUCCACCCUACUGGCAUAUUAUACUUCAUUGUUCGUGUAAUAGUAUAGGAGAGAGCAUUUUCUCACAUACUGUUAGCUUUUGUUUUCUCUGUGAGCUCUGAUAAAACUGCAGUUAGAAACACAGCAGAGUUGGACAACACAUUUUGGAGACCUUUUCAUUUUCCUUUGCUUUGGGCAGCUUGCUUUGAAAUCUGACAUUAUCAUGACUGGUCAACAACCCUUUUGGAACAAGUUUUAAUAGCCCGCAAUUACCAUUCCAAGGAUUCUGUAUGUUCCUGUACACCUGUAUGUCCCUGUACAUCCCUCCACCAAGUCCUUUUAUGUUUCACUCUCAUAGCGGAGUCAGAUCAAAGGCUAAAUGGUCAUAUCCUUUGCCUUGUAAGAUGUGCUUAGAUCCUGGGAAUACAUUUACAAUCCCUGUUAUGAAGCAAGAGAGCACCACUGGUAUUAGGAGAAUAGAACCUGAACGGAAGAAUAUUUUAGAGAUUUUACCACCCCAUAUCCACUUUACUUGUGAGGUCCACUGUUUUGGGGUAAUGGUCAAUCACUCUUAAGUCUUUCAAUUUAAGGUACAGUAAAGUUUUUUGUUUUUUGUUUUUUUUUUAAAUAUACACAAUACUUAUUGGUCAUUUAUCAAAACUGAGCAAAUUUGCCUGUGGACAGUAACCCAUGGCAACCAAUCAAAUUGUUGCAUUCAUUCUGUCUGCAUCUGGCUGAAAAAAGAUACUGAUUGGUUGCUAUGGGUUACUGCCCAUGGACAAAUUUGUCCAGUGUUAAUAAAUAAAUGAGCCCAGGAGUGUACUUCUGCUAUAACAUUGAUAUAACAUAUUCCUUUCAAGCAUUUAAUAUAAUUAAUUUGUAGAGGAUUAGAUCAGUAUCUUUUCAAGUGUCUAGUAUUUGUCCCUUUCCCACUCCCAGGCAAGCCCACACAUUACAGGCAAAUGGAACUCGCCUUGGCUCUGAUGUGCAUGGUGAUUGUUGAAUUAAGUCCUAUAUUCCUGCUGAAAUGUAAAAUGGAAGGCUUUAAACUGACCAUAGAUAUUUUGUGUGUGUUCUGUUCAUGUUUGGGGGGUUUUUUUGUGUGUGUGUGGAGAGGGGGUGUUGCUCUGCUUUCCCAUCCCAUUCCUUUUAAAGCAUGUCUUAUCCAAUGUUAUGCAAGAGGCUUUACCACAAAGUCACUUUUAAGUGUUAGCCACAUUUUUUUUUAUUGCAGUACAUUCAUAUGUAAAUAUUUUUGUGUAAAAUUUGACAGAAAAGUAUAUUUACUACACUGUAAAUACAUGUGACAAUAUAUUGUAUUAUUUUGCUUUUUUUGUAAAGCAGUUAGUUGCUGUACAUGUAUAACAAACAAAAUUUGAUUAUUCUAGUGUUAGUAAUUGUUAACCUCUCUACUUCCUGCUGUUGAGUAUGUCAAAGAGGAAAUAAUGCUGGGUGUUCCAAACUCACACUGUGUAUGAUAGCUUACGGUUUUAUUUUCCUUUCAGGCCAUAAGAUCUCAAAUGUUCCUUUACUCACUAUCCUGUUAAUAUUGUACGCAAGUGUAUGCCAGCAAGAAAAACUGCCACAGUCAGCCAACCUGGUACCUAGGUCCAAUUAGCAGAUACGGUUUAUCAGAACUGUUCCCAACCCAUGCUCCCUCAUGUAUGUAUAUCCCCUUUUUUGAAGUAAAAUGUAAAUUAAACCUGCAA